Messenger RNA from Penicillium taxi, 2217 nucleotides. Its product is annotated as putative AP-2 adaptor complex subunit beta. Gene Ontology annotation, biological process: vesicle-mediated transport; intracellular protein transport. The record is from RefSeq and is a predicted model, not a curated record. Bases 1 to 2217 code for a protein of 738 amino acids. Lineage: Eukaryota; Fungi; Ascomycota; Eurotiomycetes; Eurotiales; Aspergillaceae. The transcript has 6 exons. Gene Ontology annotation, cellular component: membrane coat. Gene Ontology annotation, molecular function: clathrin binding.
AUGAGUUCUGGUGGCGAUGCGAAACUGUUUGCUAGGGGCAAAGUUGCCGAGCUACGACAGGAGCUCAACAGUGGCGGCAAGAAGGACAAGAACUAUUCUGCGAGGAAGAUUGCCCUCAAGAAGAUUGUCGCCAAUAUGACUAUGAGCAAUAACGAUAUGGUUACUUUAUUUCCGGACGUCGUCGAAUGCAUGAACCUACCAAGUUUGGAGAUUAAAAAAAUGUACGGUAUACUCCUACGACCCCUGACUUGGUGCUUUUUGUUCUUGGUUAACUAUUCAAGGGUGAAGCCUGAUGUUGCUCUUAAGGCGCUGCCGAUCCUGAUUAACGAUAUGGAGGACACUAACCCGCUUGUCCGCGCACUUGCUCUACGGACCAUUUCAUAUGUCCAUGUGCGCGAAUUCGUUCAAUCUACUUUCCAACCUCUUAAACGCUUGAUGCAGGAUAACGACCCAUACGUCCGCAAGACAGCAGCUUUCGCUGUUGCUAAGUUAUACGAGCACGACAAAAAGACGGUCGAGAAUUCCGAUUUGAUCGAUCGACUUAACAGAAUGCUAAAAGACGAAAAUCCGACGGUUGUCUCCAGUGUUCUAGCUUCCCUGGUCGAUAUCUGGGGUCGUAGUGAAUCUAUCUCUCUCACCAUUGACUAUGUCAGCGCUUCGAAACUGGUUUCAAUUUUGCCAGAUUGUUCCGAAUGGGGCCAGACUUACAUCCUUGAGGCUUUAAUGUCCUAUGUUCCCCAGGACACUGCCGAGGCUCUUUUGCUGGCGGAACGAAUCGCUCCGCGGUUAUCACACUCCAAUUCUGCCGUCGUUCUUACGUCCUGCAGAGUUCUUCUCUAUCUUAUGAACUACAUCGCUGACGAAAAGCACAUCACCUCGUUGUGCAAGAAAAUGUCUCCACCCAUUGUCACUCUGCUCUCUAAACCACCGGAGGUCCAAUACUUGGCAUUGAGAAACGCCAUUCUGAUUCUUCAGAAGAGGCCAGAAGUCUUGCGCAACGACAUUCGUGUGUUCUUUUGCAAUUACAACGACCCGAUCUACGUCAAGGUGACCAAAUUGGAGUUGAUGUUCAUGUUGACCACGAAGGAAAACAUGCCAGUCGUACUGGCAGAACUUCGAGAAUACGCCACUGAAAUCGAUGUGCACUUUGUUCGCAAAGCCGUUCGUGCCAUUGGAAAGCUAGCAAUUAAAAUUGAGUCUUCCGCACGGCAAUGUAUCGAUACUCUUCUGGAAUUGGUCGACGCCAAAAUUCCGUAUAUCGUUCAGGAAGCUACAGUGGUGAUUCGCAACAUUUUCCGCAAGUACCCUAACCAGUACGAGGGAAUAAUUGGCCAUGUAAUUCGCAAUAUUGACGACCUCGAUGAGCCUGAGGCCAAAGCCGCCAUUAUCUGGAUCAUCGGCCAGUAUGCGGACCGUAUUGAGAAAUCCGAUGAACUUCUGCAGGACUACCUGUCAACUUUUCAUGAUGAAACCGUUGAAGUACAAUUGGCUCUGCUCACAGCCACUGUCAAGCUCUUUAUUCAACGCCCCACCAAGGGCCAGCAGAUCGUUCCGCAAGUGCUCAAGUGGUGCACAGAGGAGACAGAUGAUCCUGAUCUUCGUGAUCGCGGCUAUAUGUACUGGCGUCUGCUUUCUUCCGACCCUGCCACCGCAAAGCAGGUUGUCAUGGGUCAAAAGCCUCCCAUCACAGCCGAAAGCGAAAAAUUGGAUCCUCAAACACUCGAGGAGCUGUGUCUGAAUGUCGGCACUCUAGCCACAGUCUACCUGAAGCCCAUUCAUCAGGUUUUCCGUGCUGCCCGACCUCGCCGUCUCCAGGCAAGCCCAGCUCUUCAACGGCCUCCCAUUGAAGACGGCACAGCCAAUAUGCUCGACUACAACCCUCCGACCGUCACCCACCCCAUUGCCUCAACCAGCAACAGUGGUCUGGCAACCAUUACCACAACCGGAAACCCUAUCAGUCCCGUCAAUGCUGCCCCGCCCCAGCAAUACCUAGUUGGUCCUGGUCCCAUUGCCCCAUCAGCUACAGGCGCCCCCGCCCACGCCCUUGACGCGGCAGAUUCAUACUUUAGCGGUAUCGGCUCACAGCAAAUGGCCUCGUUAGAUCUGGGUGGUCGUGGUGGCGGUGCUGCCACACCUGGAGGACAGUAUCUCGUGACUCAGAACUCGCAGAAUGUUUACCAGUCUGGUGGCGCAACGGGCGAGUUGCUGCUGCUGUAG